GGGGCCACGAGCAAGAGAGAGGGCUGCAGGGUGAAGGAGUGAGAGAAAAGUUAGAAAAGUGAGAGAGGGGGUCAGGGGAAAGAAAGAAAAGAGCAUAGAGAAAAACAAGUAUAGAAGAGAAGGGGAAACAAGAGGCAGGAAGAAAGGGGGGAGGGAAGUCUUAGGUAAGAAAAAAAGAGCAGAGCUGAAAAAAAGUUUUGUUUUGCAGUGGAGUCAGUCAUAGAUGAGGAAAACAGCUUGAAUGGCUAGUUUGGAGUUGGAGAGCAGCGUGGAGGAGGAGGAGGGGAGGAGAAGGAAACCAGUUGUUGUUUAAGGCGUUUUCCACAGCAGCCUCUACUCCAGACGGACUGUUUUCAUUCUGACAUGUACUCAGACAGCACACGGAUGGGACACUAUAGAUUCAUUCAUCAAAACACAGACGACUACUGCUACUGCCUUCACUGUGUCCAAUACAGACCCACGCUGUACCAGGGAGGACCAGGGGGGUACAGACCACCACCCACACACCCAGACCACCCAGAGUUGGACCUCAGAGGAGACAUCAGCCUUCCUCCUUUCCCUGUGGAGCCAGAGGAUGUAGAACCUGGACUAGAGAAGUGUGAGAGAGGAGGUGAAGGAAGAGGAGAUGGUGGAGGGGGAGAAGGUGGAGGAAGUGGUGCUGAAGCUGGAGCUGGAUGGGCUGUAAGUGGUCACAGUGCCCCACAGAGGAGGCCAGUGUUCACCGGGCCGGGUCAGCAUGGUCAACCUCAGCCAGGCCAGUUUAGCCCCAGCCACCCCUGGAACUACAACCCUGCCCAGUGGACCUGCCCAGUGGAGCCUGGCCUGGGUCUGAUUUUCUACUCCCCUGUGAAAGAACAGUGCGGUUAUGUGGGACAGGGUGGAGGUGGCACUGCUGGGACAGGGAUCGGGACACACCCAUUCAACAGCAAUAGAAACGCGUCAGCCUCAUCACUCCCCCUGGACCCGGCAAACACACAGUUCAGGGGUCAGCGGGCCAAACACAGACAGGCUAGCUACAGCUACGGUCCUGAGAAACCGAUCUGGGAUCAGUCAAAAUACAGACUAGAAAGACAGGCUAGCUAUAGUCCACAGGAGCAACACAGACAGGCUAGUCUCGGUUUAGAAAAGCAGGUCUGGGGUCAGUCGAACCACAGGCUAGAAAGACAGAAUAGCUUCAGUCCACAAGAAAUACACAGCCAGGUUAGCUACAUUUACAGUCCAGAAGACAAGCUGACACAACGACAGCUAGUCAGCUACGGACCAGAACAAAAGGUCUGGGGUCAGUUGAAACACAGACAGACUAGCUACAGCUACAGUCCAGAGGAACAGGUCUGGGGAUAUGCUGGAGAUGAACAUGAUCAUUUGGACAGGUGUGUACCGCUUGAACAAAGAGAAUUACACCCUCACAUGCCAAAUGGACAUAGUGGUGGUGGUGGUCCCAGCCCCAGGCAUGUGUACUCUCAGGUCGUGGGAGAUAGAACUAACUACCAGGAGAGGACGACUAGAUUAAAGGCUGGGGGAGCUGUAGGUGGGGCAGGAGUGGACAGCUGUAAUGGACGACAUGUCCUUGCUGGCUCUGGCUCUGUUCAGAAGACUUUAUUUUCCACUGAAGUCCCCCAGAAACAGUUGGUCAGCCAGCCCAGGCAGAGGAGUCAUUGUGGGCCUGGCCUUGGCCAUAGAACCCCAAGUCAUGGAGCUACUGGACCAGUGCAUGGAGCCACUAUAGGCAGGGAAGAGAGAUUCAACCAAAGGGCCAAACAGCCAGCAAGCCAGGGAGUCAACCAGAACCAUGGAGGAGACCCAGACUUAGACCCCCAGAGACAGAGGGUGAAGCAGAAGGAUGGUCAGGGUUCAGUCCGGAAAAGCCAGUGUUCGGUCUGGGAGAACCAGUGUCAUGUCCGGGAAAACAAGGGUUCUGUCCGGCAGAAGGAGGGCUUGGUUCGGGAGCAGAUCAGACAGGUGGUGUCAGACUUGGAGGGGGUCCUGGGAGGUCUCAAACAGGUCCAUGUGGAGAUGAAGGAGGUGGUUGAACAGAUUGAUCUGCUGACAGCUAACAUUGACCUGGAAGAGGGAUCAUGUAACAGUUCCCCUCAUGGUGGUGACGCCAUCCCCAACCCCAGAGACUGCAGAGUCCUGAUGUAUAAUCAGAAGACUAAUGCUGGAGAGCAGAUGUAUACCCACAAGAUUAGGACUGUUGACCUGAAGACUAAUGGAGACCAGGGAUUACUGUACAGAGACCCUGACCAUACCGUCACCAUACAAACUACCUCUCCGUCCCAUGUCCUCACCGCAUCAGUCAUCAAAACCAACCGGGUUGGGGUCACAGCCCUGAGCCUGAGCCCGAGCCCUUCCAAAGACUCCAAACAGGAAAGACGGGGGCUCAACAAAGACCCUCCUAUACCUGGCCCUUCCAGAGACAUAAACCAUGUGACCCAGACCCCUGGGCUAGAACAGAUUCCCUCCCUACCCCUACUAUUACGGACCCACACCCCUAUCCCCACAGCCAUGGUUGGAUACAGUGUCCCGUCUCGUAGGAGCCAGAAACCACCACUGUACCCCCACCCCAAUGGACGGGUGGAGAGGCUUAAUAAGGGUCUGGCUCCACCACCCCAGUCAGCCCUGCCGGUCCUGCCCCACCUGGCCCAGCCACCCUACCCUACCCACCCUACCCACCCUGCCCUGCUUCCCAGUGCCCUGAAGACCCCAUACCUGGAGAAAAGCAGACCGAGCUCCAGCAUGGUGUGAGGGGACAGCCUCACUUCCGUGGGGGCCGGGAACAUAUAUGACAAGGACAGACCUACACUGAGAGGUAGUCUGAGAGGGACUGACCAGGGACAUGGAGCCCUGACGUGGUGAAGAGAUUACUUCAGUCAGUGAUGGACACAGAGACAGAGCUUGGCCUGAAGAUGGGGGUAUUUCCAAGGGUGAACGCUCUAGACAGACAGGAGGGGAAGGGGAUUCCACAUUACAGAAUGAGAUGCACAGACCUGAGACACAGCAUGCAGCAAGCACUUCAACCUGACAUAUAUAACUUAAAACAGCAAAAAUACACAUUUCUGAUACAAGUUGGACAAUAAAGUAUUAUAUUCAUAACUAAACCCUACUUGAAUUAUACAACAAAGGUUAUCAACCAAAGAAUCUGUAGAAAAAAUAGAAUCGAUGUUGGAAGUUAUAUGAUUAUAGUAUCUAUAUUCAUGUUUAUAAAUGUUUAUUUUAAAAUGUUCUGAGAUAUUAUAAAUUGUACUGUCUGAAACAUCCAAAUAGAAAUAAUUCAUAUUGACAACUGAAUGUCUUACAUUUGUUACAUUUGUGUAUGGAUUAAAAAACAACAAUGACCUAAUAAUGGACAUUGAUUUUGAUUUGAAAUGAUUUAUGUUCUGGUAUGGCACCAAUGGAAGACAGUAGUCUGUCUCAGUAUGUUUCUUCUCCACUUGACUCUCUGUAUUUCAUGGCACUAGGGUCUAAACUGCCUUUACAUACAUCCC
Messenger RNA from Oncorhynchus keta (chum salmon), 3485 nucleotides. RefSeq lists its product as uncharacterized. Gene Ontology annotation, biological process: positive regulation of translation; positive regulation of cell size. The record is from RefSeq and is a predicted model, not a curated record. The transcript is spliced from 3 exons. NCBI's taxonomy places the organism in Eukaryota, Metazoa, Chordata, Actinopteri, Salmoniformes, Salmonidae. The coding region runs from base 364 to 2745 and encodes 793 amino acids.